Messenger RNA from Cajanus cajan (pigeon pea), 1290 nucleotides. Its product is annotated as polygalacturonase inhibitor 2. The record is from RefSeq and is a predicted model, not a curated record. NCBI's taxonomy places the organism in Eukaryota, Viridiplantae, Streptophyta, Magnoliopsida, Fabales, Fabaceae. Gene Ontology annotation, molecular function: protein binding.
UGCAAUAUAUAUAAAACCGAAUUCCCACCCAAAAGAACGAACCCCAGCGACGAUGUCACGCUUAAGCAUCAUUAUCGUAGUCAUAGUUGCAGCCCUAUCACUCACUCCAGCACUCUCUGAUGAACUAUGCAACCCGCGAGACAAGAAAGCGUUACUCCAAUUCAAGAAAGACCUCGGCAACCCAACAACGCUCUCCUCGUGGCUCCCGAAUACGGAUUGCUGCAACCCCGAAUGGGACGGUGUCUUAUGCGACACAGACAACAAAACAUACCGCGUCAACCAACUCUACCUCACUAACCUUAACCUCUCCAAACCAUACCCUAUUCCCUCCUCCGUUUCGCGCCUUCCCUACUUGAAUCUACUCUACCUCACCACCACCCCCAACCUCCUCGGCCAAAUCCCCUCCUCCAUCGUUAAUCUCACCAAACUCCACUAUCUCUACAUCACCCGCACCUCUCUCUCCGGCCAGAUACCCCAAUUCUUGUCGCACAUGAAAACCAUCGUCACCUUCGACUUAUCCUACAACAACCUCUCCGGCACACUCCCUCCCUCCCUCUCCUCUCUCCCCAACCUCCAAGGACUCGCCUUCGACGGCAACCGGAUCACCGGCCCAAUCCCCGACUCCUACGGCUCCUUCUCCCACAAGUUCACGUCGCUGACGCUCUCCCGCAACCGCCUCACCGGCGAGAUUCCGGCGACGCUGGCCGAUCUGAACCUCACGUUCGUGGACUUGUCUCUGAACAAGCUCGAGGGUGACGCGUCGGUGUUGUUUGGGUCGGAUAAGAACACGCAGGAGAUAAAUCUGGCGAAGAACUUGCUGGAAUUUGAUUUCGGGAACGUGAAGUUGUCGAAGGACUUGGAGAGCUUGGAUAUUAGGAACAACCGUGUGUAUGGGACGCUGCCUAAGGGGCUCACGGCGCUUAAGUAUCUGAGUAGGUUUAACGUGAGCUACAAUAAUCUGUGUGGUGAGAUUCCACAGGGUGGCAACUUGCAAAGAUUUGGCGCCUCUUCCUACGCUCAUAACAAGUGCUUGUGUGGCUCUCCUCUUCCUUCCUGCACUUGAUUACUUUACAGUUACACUCUGUGGGUAAUAUAUAUGGAUAUAUAUAUAUAUAUAUAUGCAUGGUGAUCUAAUGUGUUUGUCUUUUAACUCACUAGAGGUUCUACUUUUAUGUUCAUUUAAUCUUGUGUUAAAAUGUCCAUAAUAUAAUACCUUUUCUAAUUGGACGCAUGUAGUGUUUAUGGGAAUGGAUCAUUCCCCUCAAUAAUACAACUAUUAUCACUUGGUGA